CGAACCAUGUGAGAAUGUUUUUUAGAAGAUAACGACUAUAAAAAGGAGUGGACAGCGCUGAUCAGAACAUAAUCAACAUACGGUUGUCAAACAGUCCACACACAGAACCCAAAAUGGCAUUCAAGUUCGCCGUCUUCGCCGCCAUCGUGGCCGUUGCCAACGCCGUCGCCAUCGGCUACCCAGCUGCCCAUCUGGGAUACCCAGCUGUCGGAGUGGCCAAGGUUGGAGUUGCUGCUCCAGUUGUGGCCAAGGCCGUCGUUGCCGAUUACGAUGCCAACCCUCAGUACAGCUACAGCUACCACAUUGCCGAUGCCCUGACCGGAGACAACAAGGAACAGCAGGAGUCCCGCUCCGGAGAUGUUGUGACCGGAUCUUACUCCCUGGUUGAGCCCGAUGGCACCCGUCGCGUCGUUGAGUACACCGCCGACCCCGUCAACGGAUUCAACGCUGUUGUCCACCGUGAGCCACUCGCCGUCAAGGCCGUUGCCCCAGUUGCCAAGAUCGCCGCUCCCCUGGCCUACCCAGCUGCCCACCUCGGAUACCCUGCCUACGGCAAGGCCAUCCUCGGUUAAGGAGCUAUCAUAGCUAUAGAACCCGCUGGAACCAGCCAUGAUUGCACGGCGUUGAAAACGUAGUGAAAAUCAUGGCGUAUUCCCUCCCCAAUCAUCAGGACAUCGUGCAAUGAACCAUGCAAAACCCCGUACACAAAAAAAAAACAAUUAGAAUCAUUCAUCUGUAAAUAGCAUAGCAUAAUCGCUCAAAGAACGUGAACGUACCAUAUGACUCCAUCGACCAAGUGCAUUGAUAGCGCACUCGAUACAUCGAUAUGUUUGACUGUGUGUGACUUAAGUGUUAGUCUAGUGUUAAUAGAUCAAUCAAUGACGAACAAAUAAAAUGCGUGUUCGCAACAAUGGAAAGGAA
Culex quinquefasciatus (southern house mosquito) is the source of this 921-nucleotide messenger RNA. Its product is annotated as larval cuticle protein A2B. Gene Ontology annotation, cellular component: extracellular matrix. The record is from RefSeq and is a predicted model, not a curated record. The transcript is spliced from 3 exons. Bases 114 to 572 code for a protein of 152 amino acids. NCBI's taxonomy places the organism in Eukaryota, Metazoa, Arthropoda, Insecta, Diptera, Culicidae.